CCUUUUUUGUGUGAUAUCGUCUGGUACGACUCACCAUGUAGCCGCGCAGGCUGGAGGGUCUUUUCGCUAUGGGUUCCCAAGGGUCAAGGUAUUGUAAUAGUAUAACCAAACACUCAAUGCCACAUGCAUGACAGGUGUUCGAUUUGGAACUUUGUCUGGUACUCUGUCUUCACUGUUCUGUAUUCUGCCAUCGGUGAUGUCUUUGGUAGAACCAGAAUGAAGACAGCCUGGAUGCGGUCUAGUCGUUCUGAGAUUAUACUGUCACAACUUGAUCUAGAUAAUUCUAGCGAAAGGACAUGCGUGGCGCUGAUUGUCCCCAUCCCUCUUGUUCUUAUCAAGACGAGGGGGAUUGAGGUCUGCGUUGAUUGCUGACUCGUUCUAGACAAUUGCAAAUUGCCUUGUACCUGAACUCUUGCCAAAAUGUCCACUGACAAGAUUACUUUCCUCACCAACUGG
Aspergillus wentii DTO 134E9 is the source of this 456-nucleotide messenger RNA. RefSeq lists its product as uncharacterized. NCBI's taxonomy places the organism in Eukaryota, Fungi, Ascomycota, Eurotiomycetes, Eurotiales, Aspergillaceae. The record is from RefSeq and is a predicted model, not a curated record. Bases 124 to 372 code for a protein of 82 amino acids. The transcript has a single exon.